AUGGCGGCCCCAAGAGUGUCCAGGGGAACAAGAUUGCUCCCAACCUAUUUCCAAAAGAAAUCCUCAAUGCUACGAAUAAAAGGCGCCAACCUCUUCCAAGCCUACUUCUCCCCCGAAAACCUCAUUCCCUACGUCGGCGCCCGAUACAUCAGCGACUUCGAUAACCCCAUCCGCCCAAAGGUCUUCGACAUGUAUCAGAAUCGCGAGCGAGGCAUUUUAUGGUGGACCGUUGCGGCUGGCCACAUGGUCAAUAUGAAGCGUGUGGUGCGCUCGUGGUGCGCCAGGCGGGUCAGGAUAGCUUUCAGGGCCGCGCUGAAGGAGAGUGGGUAUGAUUCGGAGGGAAGGAAAUAUAUCCUUGGUGCAUGUGGGAAUGGCAAUCCAUUGUCGAAGGAGAAGGCGUUGAUGGGCACGCUGGAGGUGCGCAUGUGCACGGCACUGUUGAAAGCGAAGCCCGAAGCGCUUACGGAGCAGAUCAAGUUGCUGAUUCGAGCUGUGGAAGAUAACCAGGUGGGGAGGGACAAUGGGCAAGAGGUUCGACGGGCCGCGCCGGCGAGAAUGAACUGCCCAAGUGUCCCGAUGGAAACGAGGCAGUAUAACCUUUUAACUUGGCCUACUUGGGCAGCGAGGAGGAAACUGGAUCUCCGGAUGGGUGGAAGCGUCACCUACUUGGCAGUCCUGUACCCGGUAUGUGCGAUUUUGGUAUUCAGCAGCUUGCUAAGGAUCUCAGAGGUCGUACAAUCAACAGAAGCAAGCUGGCGCAUCACUGCGACUCGUCGUGGAGAGCAGGGGGGACCGCCACGCAUGCCUUCCCGUGCGCACGGUAGCGAGAGCAUUUCCCAAAAAUGGCUGGGAGUGAACAAAUGGUCGUGCGAUCCUGCACCAGAUAUUUAA
Uncinocarpus reesii 1704 is the source of this 891-nucleotide messenger RNA. RefSeq lists its product as uncharacterized. The record is from RefSeq and is a predicted model, not a curated record. The transcript has 4 exons. Lineage: Eukaryota; Fungi; Ascomycota; Eurotiomycetes; Onygenales; Onygenaceae. Bases 1 to 891 code for a protein of 296 amino acids.